AUGUCUGGCUACAAGUUGUUCUACUUUCCAGUCCGCGGCGCAGGAGAAAAAUGUCGACUUGCAUUUGCGGCUGCAAAGAUUGAUUACGAGGAUAUUCGAUUGCCAGCCGAAGAAUGGCUAAAAGUGAAAGCGUGUAAGUAACGUAAACGUUCACCACAUUCCUUAAAAAGCGCGCGACGGUUAUCUGUCGAUUCUUUUUAAUUCUGUAAUCUUAAAUAGGUGUUUAAAACGGAAUGCGAUCAAAGCCGACGGCAAAUACGCAUACAUUCGCUUGAUUUUCAAAGAUUUUAAUGAUGCGCGGGUCGCGAAUGCUGGAUUGGUAACUGAUUGAACUAAAAUUGCUUAGUCACGCUGACAUGUACAAGUGCGCUCACUCUUUUUUAAUUGUUUCCGCCGACCACUAGUGGUUCGGAGCGGUUUCGACCACAAGUGGUUUCGUAGACUGCUACGAAAGAAAGUUGGUCUUUAAAUAAUAAGAGUUACAUGUUUAAAAUCGACGACCUCCUGUAAUCUACAUUUCUUAUAGCUUCUGUGGCGGGAAAGUUACUCGUUUUCCGGGAAGGAACCUGGCUUUGAAUGUAAAACAAGAAUCACUUCGUGAAUUUUACCGGGGCCACUUUUGUCUUGGCAACCCACGUGGAAGGGUCGUUUUCAUCAACAAGUUUGUCGGGCGACAUAAAAAUCUGUUUUUUUUUCAAAUAUUCUUUAGAGAUGAAAACAAGGUGUAAUGAAUAAUGUGAAAAGAGAAAAUGUUAGGGAAUCCCCCAUUUUGAAAAGUUGAGAGUUUUCGCAUGUCGCUAACGUAAAUAUUGCGUGACAAAGGUUAUGUGAAACAGUCUUUUUUGGUUUUUCAUUAGUUAAGGCGUCUAGAUCGCCUUGUAGCACGUUUUUUAAGAUGAUAUAAAGUUAGCUUUGAUAAGUGUUCGCAUUGAUUCUCGAUAAAGUUUAUGAUGGAAGGUUCACUCAAUGUAGAUAACUUUGAUAAGUCACUUAUUUUCUCGAUAAGUUUCACGAUGGAAGGUUCACUCUUAAGCGAUCGCUCGUAAAUUUGGCUCUCGAAAUAUUCACUGUCAAGUUUUCGCUCAUAAACUAGUACAUCGUAAAGGCUGGGGAACGUGUCGCUCCCGAAAAGCUAUAAUCUUUCUCUUGACUCUCCUCCAUACCUCGUGCUUUUCAAUUUCAAUGAACCACCGAUAUAUCGCAGCGAACACUCCCAAAAGUAACGAGCCAGCGAUAUAUCUUAGUAAGCGAUAUAUCCCUUGCAUUUUAUGACCGGUGCCAGCCUUCGGCUAGGCCCCGCUAAUAAUUUCAACUUACAAUUCAAAUAUUCUCCUGGUUUUUAAUACUUUAUCCGGUUGGUAUUGUAACUUUGAACCUUCUGAUUGUAUUCUUAUCGCAUGAACUGAAGGAUCAGAAUAUAACUCGGAAACGCCUAUCAAGUUCUCAAUAGGCCCUCCAAGAAAUUACACGGCGAUGAUCGAAUGGGGUCAAAAAUUAAAACUGAAACAAAUCCUUAGGGCUUCCAACAAAACAUAAAUACCCAAAUAUGACAAAGAAAAAUAGGUUCUUAUAUAAAAAAAACACUCCAGAUCUGAUGAUCAAAUUCUAGAUUUUGAUUGUGAAAAUUUUUGUAGUGUACUGCUUUUUAGUCUUACCAAUAAAAUAUUAUUCAUUCCAUAAAACUUUGCUGUAAAUAGCCAAACAUGUUUUGUUCUGUACAGCAUGGAAUUGAUUGGUAAACAAGGCAGGCAUACUGUAUUUUUCCAGUUGAAGUUUGCAUCGUGAUCAUACAACUGUAAAUAUGGUCAGGCCCAUGAUACAGGACUUGUUUCGACAACAAGGCUUGACAUUUUUGUAAAUGCUUUUCAAUUAUAGCAUAUUAGUACUAUUGCAGUUUCCCGAAUGCUAUCACUAUAAUAACUUUUGCAAAUAAGAACCUACUAAGAACCUAAUCAGCCUGUUUUUCUAUUUUUUUUUUGCUUUUUUUAAUACUCAUUUAUUUACAAAACACAUGUUACAGUUACAAAAUUUUAAAAUUAAAAGAAAGUAUAUAACAAUAUUACAGUUUGGACCAAAAAUACAUAAAAACGAAAAAGAAUAACACAGCAGUUCACACAAUAACAUUACACCUGUUAGUUAACAGAUUAUUCCAGUAAGUUGGAUUCUUACUAUCUAAUUGAAGGAGGAGGGUUUUCGAAAUCAUAUAAUCAUACCUCCAACUGAUUUUGGCCUUUAGCGGCUAUCCUAUAUAUCCCAAAACUGAAAAAAAUAAGGAAAUUCGAAUUUUAUUGGGCGCGGUCGGGCUGGUCGCAAAAUGUUCGUCAGAUUGUACUUGUAAGGGAAUUAACUUAUCAUGCGUUUUAUACUUGAGCCUCCUACAGGGAUAUUUGGGGCAAACCUAUCCCACGUUAUGACACUAAUACAUUGAUUGUAUUGUAUUGUAUCAUAUCGUAUCGUAUCGUAUCGCAUUGUACCCAUUAACCCCGCCUGGGAAGGAGCGUUGUGUAAUGGAAGCCAUCGUUUAUUGCGUCUUGCCGUCUUGCUGCAAACGUGAUACGUCGUGCUCCACCCUUGAAAAAGAAUAUUUUAAGAGACAGCUCACAAUCUGCAAUCUGGUAUCGAAUACAUGUUGAUAUGAUCAGCUUUGCAGUCGUUUUAGGACUUCUCGUUUUAUGUUCAGCGAAUUAAGCACCCAGGGCAGGAACUCACUAUAAUGGCCUAGACAGGGAGGCUCCGCCCGAAAGGGGUACCUUGUCAGGUUUCAGGUAUUUGAAAAAGUUGGGAAAUCUGUCAUUUCGGUCUGUAAAAGGACCUUAAGGUCUAACAGACGCAUUUUAUGGCUGUGAAAGAGACAAGAAAACUUCCUGGUUUAGUGACAUAUUCGCCUAUAAACAAAUGGUGCAUUUACAGCAGCUCGCAAAAGAUGCAGGGGUACCAUUUUCAAUUGAAAGGGAUGCCUUUUCUGUGAAAAAUAAUUAUGUAAGGAUGAGGUGUUGGACCUUGGGGUGCCUCCCCUUAUAAGACUUCAUUGAAUGUCCCCCCCCCCCUCCUCGCCUCCCCCGGGAUUUAGCACAACCAGGGCUGCCAUUGACCUCUCUUUAGAGUAAACCCCUACGUACUACUACUUUUCUUUUUCAGCUGGUAGACCACCUCUUGGUCAAAUGCCAUUCAUUGUGACUCCUGAAGGAAAAAUCCUGGCACAGUCUGGUACAAUUAUGAAGUACAUCUGCAAAAAAGGAGGUGAUGUAUUGAACGGAAUUUGUUAAUUAGCAUAUCGUUCCUACCGUAGCCUGCGAGCAAACUCUCCUUUUCGAGUCGCGAGAGACCGCGUGAGCGAGCGGCCCACCCCCCGCGCGCGUCUUCUUUCGCGUGCGGUUCUCGCGUGAUUUUUCGCGACUUCCCCAAAAGGAGAGCUGGCUCAGCGGCUACUCCUGGCCCCGGUUGUUCAAACGUUGGAUAGCGCUAUCCAGCGGAUAAGUAUUGGGGAAACUAAUUGCACUAUUCACUGGAUUAUCCGAUGGAUAGCACUCUCCAGCCUUUGAACAACCGAAGCCUGCUCAUUAGCCUCCCACGCAGACGUUUUUUGGAGCUUCGUUGCGCGUUCUUUUCCCAAACGGAAAGCGAGGCCAUAAGAGCUUCUGCGUAGGAGGCUACCUGUCGAUAUAGUUUAUAAAAGUUUAUUUUCAAGUUUUUUCUCCCCAUUCGAUUCAUUCAUUCGUUCAUCCAUGCAUCCAUGCAUGCAUCAAACUGUCCGUUCGUUCGUUCGUUCUUUCAUCAUUCUUCCAUUCUCUCUUUUCUUUCUUUAUUUCUUUUUCUCUUUUCUUUUCUUUUCUUUUUUUCUCUUAUUCCUUGUCUCCGUGUCUUUUUUUCUCCUUUUCAUUCUCUCCUUCCUACAAUUCCUUCUUUUCCUUUCUUUCUUUCUUUGUUUCUUUCUUUUUUCCUUCUUACUUUUUAUUAGUUAAGAAGGCGUAUGCUGGAUUAGCUUUAAUUUUUAUUUAUGGUCAUUAGGUUUGUGCCCAGCUGACAGUUUUGAUGAAGCGACAGCUGAUAUGAUAAGUGAUGGAGUCGUCGAUUUAAUUCAGCAAUUGAUCAAGAUAUACUAUGAGAAAGACGAAACGAAGAAGGUAAUGCGAAAGUUACUGUCUGUUUCAGUAUCGCACAUACAGAGCCUGUCAGGCUUUACUCCUGAGAUUGCAAAUCAGUCGGUCUUUUUCUUUUCAUUGUUUUUGCAAAGCGCUUCGCGCGAUAUUAGGGAGUUUGAGCAACGACGUUUUUGAGCGACGCACGUCAAUCGGAAGUGACCUUUUUCCAAUGUUGGGUCGUGAUUUUUAACAAAGUUUCUAGCAGAUCGUCUCUAUCAGAAUAAAGACACUGAGCAAUACAAAUUAGGUAGCAUCGAGGCAUAUUAAAAGGGAAAAGGACUUACUUCCGGUGAAGUAAGUUGCUUAAACUCUCUAUUUUCGAGCGACGCACGUGGACCUUGCACGCUCCCAGGGCGUGUGUGGCGAGACUGUCCCCAGUCUCACUCUACGUUUUCACCCUCACUCAAGGCCUUUCCUUUGACCGCUCGUGCGCGCGCGUUCUUAACCUAGGCAGAAAUAGGGGUUGUUUUGCAGUCUAGAUUUACUCAAGACGCCAGUUCCGACUCUCAGCGCCAGACAAUGCUUAACUUGCUGAGGUGAGAAUUGAACAAGGUCUUAAGGGUUUUUUCGGGAUCCGGGAUUGACCAACAUACGGUGCGGGAUUCGGGAAAACGCAAAAUAUCUUGACGGGAAACAGGAUUUUACAGCUACCCUGGAAGCGGGAUUCGCCAAAAUUUAAGCACGGAAUGCGGGAUGUUUUUGCCUGUAUGUUGUAAAUUCCUGAAAUCAUACGUUUGAGCUGCAAAUGCGAAUCAACCGGGCCUGUGCGUUUUGAGUAUUGUCACCUUUCAAACCAAACUAUAAAGUGUGCCUUGUUUGUUUGUUUUGAAUUCGGGAAAGCGAUAUGGAAAAAGAAUAGCGGGAUGCGGGAUUUUCUUUAAAAACGAGCGUUUGUGUGGGAUCAGGACCGCCUUUUGUACCGUGAUUGACGAAUUGAUUGACGUAAAAUACUUGUCUAAAACAACAUGUUUCACAUGAUUGCAUUAGCGUGGCCUGAAAAAGUAUAACGAAGGCAUAUAAAUUGAAGCCAGGACAGUGUGAGGUAUACUUACUACUUCGUUAGUUGGUUCUGUUCUAAGGAAACGCUUUAAAGUUGUUUUCAAGUAGUCAUUCUAAGAAAAAAGUCCGCGCUUUUCGAAGUAUUGGCAAUAAUUUUUUCCCAACUGUAAAAACCGCCUUGUGGCGUUGUUCAACCCCUUACCCGCGUUUAACCAGCUUUGACGGAAAAGGUACCCCUUUCGUAUACCUUAUAUUGAAAAAUCGUACCCCUUUAACAUACCUAGUUAAAACCUUUGCAUCCCUUUUAACUGCUGUAAAGGCACUGCUAAAUCACAAAACCAAAACGUUUUCUCGUUUUUUUUUUACAGCCAUAAAUUUCAUCUGUUUGCCCUUUUGGACCUUUUUACUUCCAAAAAUGACAUUCGUCUCUACCCUUCCGUAUGCUUCAACUAAUGAAAUCCCUCCUCUUUCAUAAACCUGAAGCCUGAGAAAAGCACCCCUUUCGGGCGGAGCAGGUCAUUAUAGGGAGUUUCCCCCCUGUCCUUAAGUGGAGUCUUCCCAUUGCCAGUUCAUCCGUAUACAGGGAGCUUCGACAUGUACUUCUCAGUUUUGUUCCGUGUACAAUCCCGUGGGUUUAAUGAACUUUUUCCCGUUUCCCAGAAUUUAGUUUCAUUGAUGACCUACUUAUUGUUUUCCUUAAAUGAAGGAAGAGCUGAAAAAAGAGUUCUAUGGAACGACGCUUCCUCCCCGACUCGAGAAAUUUGAAGCUCUUCUCAAAAACAGGGAUGAAGGCAAGGGCUUCUUUCUGGGCGAAAAGGUGAGAUACAGUAAUGCGCAAAUUAAGCAUAGCAAGGGGAUUAGGCCUGCUUAGAACACUAACGAGUAUAGAGCGUUUUCACUCACGUGGCCAGCAAAACAAAAGAAAGGUUUUACAUAAGAAAAGAGUUCAACUUCCACAGGACUGGUUUGGAACUCCAGAAACGAUCUAUAGUAAUUAAGUCAUAAAUAAAACGAUGAUAGCCUUCAAAUUCAGCCAUCUGUCAUCGUUCUUGCCACUAGGGAUGUCCCAAGCGGUGAUCGAGAAGCGAGAAGAGACGCCUUCAUCUGCAGGCUAAAACGAUGACCGCUCCCUGAGCCUUCACCCCGUCCCAAAGAAAGUCUUCUCAAAAAAUUUUAAAAUAUAGCAACGUCGGCACAUUUUGCAUGAUACUGAGCACCAUGACCUCUUAGCGUGACGUCUUCCCUUCUGUUACUGUGUAAAUUUGGUGCGCGUCAGAGGUUUGAUCAGCGAUUUUUUUAAAUGGGGAGUGCUAUGACAGUGACGACAACAAAAACGUCAAAAAACUAAUAGGUUCAGUGAAUAGUCACGGAAACAACUCUGCUAAGACGCGUCUUAUUUUAAAACAGCCCUUAACACCUGUUCUUAGAAAAACGUCGUAUAAAUGACCUUCGCGUCUUAAAUAAGACGCAAACGCAUAGUACGUAUGCGUUAAUUUUUGGCGGGAAAAUUUUCGCUUGUCCCAGGGCGGACUGGCAGGCUACUGGCAGGGAAAAAGUAUUACAUAUUUCAACGCGUUUUCGUUUCCUUGGGUUGCCAUCUAUUCUAAGCCUUUUAAGCUUUAUCCGUUUCUAAAUUCGUUCAUGUAUAAUGAGCACGCUGACGAAGGCAAAACGAAACACGUGGUACACCGCUGAAGAAAAGGAUUUUUUGUUGUUAUGCAAGGAGAGAGCAAUAGCAGAUCUCGAGGACAAAUGUUGGAUUGCCGUUGCUACGGGCAACAUUCACAUGAAAACGAGUCAAGAACAGAAAUAAGACGCGAACCAUAUUUAUACGAGCUGUUUUCGUCUUAGAUAAGACCUGCUCGUAUAAAUGGUACAGUUCGCGUCUUAUGUAAGACACGUCUUAUUUUGCCUCGUAUAAAUGGCCCUAGUAUGUGCGUUUACACUGGACACUUUUUAUUUACCGUGGUAAAUGACCCUUUUAUCGUGGGAAAUUGCCUCGGUGCGUGUGACCGGACUUUCCCGAGAUAAAUUUACCGUGGGAAAUAUCCAUGGUUAGGUCAAAAAUGGCAAAGAAACCGCUUAUAACAUUAAACUUGGUAAAAAGCAAGGGUUUUUCGAUACCCAGGGCAAAACAGCAAAUCAGAAUUCUUCAACAUGAAACCCCCCAAAAUUGCUUUUUUUAAACGGGUUUCUUUCGCACUGUUGAGAGAAAGAUCGAUGGUGACAUGGCAGAUUUCACGUUAAGAUGAAAGAGGCAAAAUUUUGAACUGGUUUGUUGGGAUAGAUUUAGAAAUGAUAUUUCCCCAAAAUAUGUACUAUUCCUGGUAUGGAACCGUUGGAUGCAGCUGAAUUGUAAAAUCGAACUAUAUAGCUUCGCUAAAUUAUCAUAAAUAACAUACCAGUUGAAAUUUCAGCUAUAAAAUUAUAGGUAAAUUUUCAACAUAACAUAAAAUACUGCCAUUGUUCGACGGCGGUUAUUACCGUAAUUGCGCUAAUGAAGCCGUAAACUGAAAGCGGCUUAAUUACCUUAAUGGGAACUAAACUAAACCCACGUUAAAUUUUUCACGGCUUCGUUAACGUGGGAAAUGCCUUUUACCAUGGUUUGUGUAACCGCAUCUAUUACCUGAGGCUUGCAGCACACACUCAGAAGAAAGGUUACCCCAAUCCUACGCUCCUAGCGUAACUGCGAUUUUUUUCUGUUUCUUAUCUGCAGCUGAGCUAUGCCGACAUCACUUUCUUUGACUUCUUUAACAGCUUCCAUGCGAAGGGUAAAGAGGAUGUUCCUGGGGAACUUGAGAAGUUCCCGCUCUUGGUGGAGCAUUAUAAGCGGGUGUUAAACGUGCCCGAAAUAAAUGAGUGGGUAAAGAAACGCCCUGUAACCGAAUUCUAA
Porites lobata is the source of this 8034-nucleotide messenger RNA. Lineage: Eukaryota; Metazoa; Cnidaria; Anthozoa; Scleractinia; Poritidae. The record is from the annotation of a GenBank genome assembly.